AUGCCCUACAUCUGGGUGAUGCCCUAUCAAAUGCAGCCAGUUGGCGGAGAAGCCGUCGUCACCCGCACUGUUCGUCGGAUUCCGCCGGGAGCAAUUGACCCAACUGUUAAGAACUUGCAAUGGGGUGACUUGAUCAGAGGUCUCUUGGAAGCUCAGGAUCGCGGCUCACAAUACCCAUUCCUGACUGAUGGUGAUGGCAACAUCACCGAGGGGGCAGGGUAUAACAUUAUCUUCGUUAAAGAUGGAGCUCUUUAUACCGCAAAGAAGGGUGUUUUAGAAGGUAUUACGCGGAAAUCAGUGUUCGACGUCGCCGAGAAGGCUAAAAUUCCGAUCCAUCUCGACGAUGUUCCUGCUAGCCUGGCGUAUGUAGCUGAUGAGAUCUUUAUGUGCACUACGGCUGGUGGCAUUAUGCCAAUUACAAAGCUCGAUGGCGAGUCCAAGGGAGAGGUUGGACCUAUCACAAAAUUGAUCUGGGAUGGAUAUUGGGCAAUGCAUUAUGACCCAAGGUACACAGCCAAGAUUAGUUACGAGUAA
Molecule: messenger RNA, 534 nt
Organism: Fusarium odoratissimum NRRL 54006
Lineage: Eukaryota; Fungi; Ascomycota; Sordariomycetes; Hypocreales; Nectriaceae
Exons: 1
Coding region: 1-534 (177 amino acids)
Biological process (GO): carboxylic acid metabolic process
Molecular function (GO): catalytic activity
Source: RefSeq, a predicted model, not a curated record